UUCAAUAAGAGUCCCAACACGAGCAAAACCCUCCUUCUACCUCAACUGCAGAAAGAUAGGUUCAGGUUCGAAACUAAAAGCUUCGUAGUUCCUCGCGCUGCUCCUCUGUUUGACGGUGUUCGAAACCAAGCAACAUGGCGGACGUGGUGCAGUACCGAUUGGAGCGCAUGGUAGAUGAGCUUGACGACCUCGAGCAGCGUGGUCUCUUCAACCGCCGCGAAAUCGCCGAGAUUGUGAAGCAGCGGCGAAAAUUCGAGUACAGGCUGAAGCGUCCGUGUCCUCUGAAGCAGGAUUUCUUGGCCUAUAUUGAGUAUGAGACUCAACUCGACGCUCUCCGCGAGCUCCGCAAGAAGUCCGUAGCGCGGGAAUUUAGAAAGCAAGGCAACAAGAAGCUGAAGAAGUCCAAGUCGGAUGUCGCUGGCUUGCUUAGGAUUAUGGAGAUUUACGAGCUCGCUUUGAAGCGCUACAAGGGCGACAUCGAUCUCUGGUUUCGCUAUCUCGAGUUUUGCAGGAUCAGAGAAAAUGGCAGGAUGAAGACGGCAUUGGCUAAAGUUAUUAGGUUUCAUCCAAAGGUUCCGGGAGUUUGGAUUUAUGCUGCGGCUUGGGAAUUUGAUCGCAACUUGAAUGUUGCGGCUGCUCGUGCUUUGAUGCAGGAGGGUCUCAGAGUUUGUCCAACUUCGGAAGAUCUUUGGGUGGAGUAUCUUCGGAUGGAACUUACCUACCUUAAUAAGUUGAAGGCACGGAAGGUUGCUUUGGGUGAGGAUGAGGGAACUCUCACCCGUGAUGAUGAAAAACAAUGGAGGGAUGAAAACAAAGAGUUGUUCAUGUCUCUGGAUGAAAAAGUGGAGGGUGAUGAUGAUGAUGGAACAAAUGUUGGAAGUGAUCAAUCGAAAAAGAAGCAGCAAUUGUUUGCAGAACAUGGUAUGAACAUUUUCAAGACUGUAUACGGCGGAGCGGUUGAAGCUGUCCCUUCAAGUCUCAGUCUUAGGAAGCGAUUUUUAGAAAUAUUGGAGGGUACAAAUUUGUCAGAUUACGAAGAUAUGUGUAAGAAGAUAUUGAAUGACACGAAGAGGGAUUUUUCAUCACAACCGGAAUUUUGGGACUGGCUUGCAAGGCGUGAAUGUGAUCUUGAAAAUGGUCAGGGGAUAAGUGAAGAGUUCAUAAUUCCUCGGCUGGAAAAGGCUAUUCAGGUUUAUGAGGAGGCUUUGAAUAAUAUAUCAUCAGGAACUAUGUUUAGUUUGUAUGCAAAUUUUCUAUCGGCUAUUAUAGCUCCUAAAGAAGGAGAAACCAAUAUAAUUGGGCCAUCUGGUCAGGCUGUAAACUAUAUAUCACAUCUCCUGUCAAUAUACGGAAGGGCUGAAAGCAUGGGAUGUAUAACUGAAGAUCUUGCUUGCAAGCACGUGUCCUUACAUUUGCAAUUGAGACAACUGGAAGAGGCUCGGAAACUGGCAGCAGAGCUUUGCAGUGGAAAGCUUGCAGAAUCGGUGGAGUUAUGGGUGUUGAGGAUUACUAUUGAAAUUAGAUACAUCACAAGAAGUUCUGCUACGCCUAGUGAUGCUGAUUUGCAAACCCUUUUUGAACUCUUUCAACAAAGUUUGAUGAAAGUUUCUGCUUCAAAAUCAUAUCACUUGUGGUCAAAGGCCCUUAAAUUCUAUGCAAAUCAAAGACAAUAUUUUGAUAAACUGGUAGAGAUUUCUGUUGUUACUUUGGUCAGAGAUGGUGGCAGUGAAAAUGGGUUUUCCCUUUCUUCUGCCAUUGUAAGUUUUGUACUUCAAAAAGAUGGAAUUCAGCAGACUAGAGAUAUCUACAAACGAUAUCUAGCUUUGCCGCAUCCUGGCCUUGCGUUACAUAGACAUUGCAUUGACUUGGAAACAAACCUUGCAUCAAUAGGAGAUAAAGAUGGUCUCAUAAAUUCCAGAAAGUUGUAUGAAUCUGCACUCGCAACUUAUGACCAAAAUGUCAGCUUAUGGCAAGAUUAUUAUCGCAUGGAGACCAAGAUGGGGACAUCAGAAAAGGCUACUGCUAUUUAUUGGCGUGCAAGGAGAGUACUGAAAGAUGCUAGUGAAUUUGUCACCUCUCCAGAUAUGUGAUAAUUUCUAACUUAAGACCAUGGCUAUCAGAGUUCAAUUUUGACCGAUUUAUUUUUCGUCAGAAAUUUGUUCCUUUGGCUAGUCUAGGCACAAGUUUGUUUUCCCUUCUCGAGAAGGUGGGAAAUAGAGCUUCCUUCGUUCUUUCUUCCCGAAAGCUAGAUAUUAACUGGUGAAGUCUUGGGAAUUUCUUCUUGGGUUUAUUUUGGUAACUGUCAUUGGUAGGUUGUAAACAUGGCAGAACGUGUAUCUUUCAAUUUUCUGUAAAGGCUUUAUAAAUCACAGUUGUUCUGAGUUAAAGAAUCAGUGCAUUCUCCCAAAA
Messenger RNA from Vigna angularis (adzuki bean), 2409 nucleotides. RefSeq lists its product as uncharacterized. The transcript is spliced from 6 exons. Gene Ontology annotation, biological process: maturation of SSU-rRNA from tricistronic rRNA transcript (SSU-rRNA, 5.8S rRNA, LSU-rRNA). Lineage: Eukaryota; Viridiplantae; Streptophyta; Magnoliopsida; Fabales; Fabaceae. Gene Ontology annotation, molecular function: protein binding; snoRNA binding. Gene Ontology annotation, cellular component: Pwp2p-containing subcomplex of 90S preribosome; small-subunit processome. Bases 135 to 2090 code for a protein of 651 amino acids. The record is from RefSeq and is a predicted model, not a curated record.